CGCUGCCGAGCCGCCAGUUCCUGAUCCCCGGAUCGCCGAGCGUGCCACCAGCUAACGGGAGAGCAGCUGCCGCGGAGCCCCAACAGGCACCAGGACCCCCCCAGGACGAGCCCCAUGGCGUUUACCGCCCUUCUGCUGCUGCUGGUGCUGGGCGCAGGUACAUGUGCCAUGGUCCCCACCCAGAUCACCACAGAGACAACCACAACUGACACAACCACCACAGAGACGACCACCACUGACACGACCACCACGGAGACAACCACGGAGACAACCACCACCCCCAUGACCGCCACUCCGAGCAUCCAAAUCUCCAAAAACACGAGCAGCAACGGGACCCAAACCUCCGUCUCCUCCCACACCACAGUCUUCCCUGCCACAGGCAACACCACAAACUUCCAGUCCAACAACAGCUCUGCACGCAACGCCACAGCCAAGAGCACCGCGGUGCCCAUCUCUAGCAGCCCCGCCAUCUCCCAUGCCAAUGCCUCCACAAACAGCAGCAACUGGGUCCCCCCCUUCGCCACCAACACAACCAAGAGCAGCUCCGUGGCUCCCACCUCCCCCGUGGGUGGUGGCACGGUGAUCCCCAUCUCCAGCACCAAAGGCAACGGGAGCAACAGCGCUCAGGUCAUCCCCACACGGAAAACCUCUGUCACCACGCAGGGCAGCACAGCUCCCAGGCAGACCCCCACGGCUGUGCUGGGCAGCAGCGGUCCUCCGAACCCCAGCAAAGCCGCAGCCCUGCGUCCCACCGCUGUCCAACUGCUCCUCCGUGUCCCACUGUCCUUCCGCAUCAUCAACAGGAGCUUCAACGAGAGCCUGCGCGACCCCACGUCGAAGGACUACAGGAGUCUGAGCCACACUGUCUUGACCAUGUUCGAGUAUGUCUUUGGCUGCGCAAGCUGCAUGGGCAGGCAGACCUACAAGGGAUGCAGCGAGCUCCGUUUCAGCCAAGGCUCGGUGGAGGUGCAGUCCACCCUUGUGUUUGGGCAAGGCAAUGACACCGUCACCAGCAACGCCGCUGAGCAGCAGCUGAGGAACAGCCUGGACCAGAAUGGCUUCAUCAUGGACCUGCAGCUGGCCAGCAUCCAGAGCACUGUGGUGACAUCCCCGGCACCGGUGUCCGUGGUCCCCGAUUGGGCCAUCGCUCUGCUGGUCCUGGUCUGCAUCCUGCUGCUGCUGAGCAUCCUCACCUGCUUUCUGAUGACCACCUGCACUUGCCGCCGGAAAAGCCGAGGGAAGCUGGACCUGCUCAGCACAAAGGACUCCUACCACCCCAUGGCCGAGUACCCCCCGUAUCAGAGCCAUGGGCGCUACGUGUCACCCAACAGCAAGCCCAACCCCUACAGCCAGGUGGCCGGCAGCAACGGCGCGGGGGCCGGCACCUUCACCUACACCAACCCCUCCGCCGCCUCUGACAACCUCUGAGGGACAUGCUGGGACGGAGGGCGGCCGUCGAGGGGAGGGGGUGGCCGCGGCCCCCCCCCCACUCCCGGGGGAGCAGCACCGGCCCCCGGGCACGGCCCCCGGUGCUGCUCAGCCCCUCGCCGCGGGCAGCGGGAGCCGGAUGGUUCUGGAGCAGCUGGAUUCAUGCGCAUGACAGAACUGGAUGAACAAAGAUUUGGGGUGGGAGGGUGGGUCCCCUGCACCCCCCCCCGGCCCCCUGCGCUCGCUUGGCUGUUCACCCCCUGCUCUGCGCCAUGGGUGGGGGGCCAGGCUGUCACCCCCCCCCCCCCGCACUCGCCCCUAGGGAUUCAAUUGCUCUUUUAGUGGUGUUAUUUUAUAUAAAUAUAUACGGGGUGUCAGCGCUGGGCUGGGCUCGGGGGGAAGCAGGGUGGCAGGGGCUGUGGCCGUGGUAUAUUUAUCGCAUUUCACAAUAAAAGGAUGGGCGCAGUCAGGUGCCGUGUCCCACAGGGCUGCGGCGAGCACCGGCACACCACGAUGCCGCAGGGGCUUCCCCAGCGUGCCAGGUGCCUCCCCUGCAGAGUGACUCCGGUUCUGGCCUGGCGGCUGGUGGGACGGCCCUGGCGUG
This is a messenger RNA of Grus americana (Whooping crane), 2032 nucleotides long. RefSeq names its product mucin 1, cell surface associated (gene MUC1). The record is from RefSeq and is a predicted model, not a curated record. Bases 115 to 1428 code for a protein of 437 amino acids. The transcript has 7 exons. Lineage: Eukaryota; Metazoa; Chordata; Aves; Gruiformes; Gruidae. Gene Ontology annotation, cellular component: apical plasma membrane.